AUGCCACUAGCAUUGAAGGAAAGGCAUUUACCAACUUCACUUUCCUUGUAUUUUUACAAAAACUGGGAAAGUAAAAGAUUAUCUGAAAAUAUUGAAAAGGUCAUCAGGAGGAUGAAGGAAAUUAAGAAUCUUGAUUACUGGAGAAAUUACUUCGAAGGAGUAAAUUCUACUAUCUUUGAGAUUAUUUACAAUGCAAUCAUAGUGGCACCUACAGAUCACCCAAAGGAGUUUAGGCUCCAAAGGGGUCAGAUUGCAGAGAAACUCUACUGGUGCCACUGGAAUCAAUGUUGUGGGCAUGAUGAUCACAAUGAAGAAUGUGCAAGUGAUCUGAAAAUUGGUGGGGGUAAUAGGCAGAAUACUGUCAAUAGCAGUAGGGAUGCUCAUGCAGAGAUGAACACGGGCAAAUUUAGUUACAGCGAAGCCGAGGCAUUAACCGAUGAGAUUGAUGAAGAAAAUCAGAUUUUUGGAGAGGUUAUAAGGAUCAAGGAGAUUCUUGAUCAUUUUCAAGAUGAGUCUGAAACAGGAUUAUUCGAGUCCUUAAGGAGGCUACAAUUGAUGGUUCCUUCUGUGGAGAUUCUGCAGGCCACAAAGAUAGGAAAGGCAGUAAAUGCUCUUCGAGGGCACAGGUCAAACCAGAUUAGUCAGUUUGCAGGGACACUUGUUGAUGGUUGGAAGAUAAUGGUAACAGAAUGGAUUGAUGCUGCAGCAGCUAUUGUAGACAGUUCUUCACACUUGAACCCUUCCACUGUCGUUGAGGAAGGGCUCCCUUCUCCUCCACUUGAUGAAGGGGCGCCUCUCUUUGCCACUCAAACUCCAAUUGAGCUCUCACAGUUCUUUGAUGGCAUUGAUGAAGAUGAAAAUCCUGAAAACAACAUGGAGUACCAUGAAGAACAUCAUGAAAGUAGAAGACAUCCCCUGCCAGAAAACCAACAGAAUUCCAAGCAGAAAUCACAGCUUCCCAAGCAUUUCCUGCAAGAAUCUGUCGAUAAGUCAACUAAACCAUCAAAUUAUGAAUCUCCAUGCAAGAAGAAUAUAAUCCGUAAGAGUCAAUCAAGCAGUCAACAAGAUACAUGUAAGCUUUUCGAUGAUGCUGCAGUCGAAGCAAAACUCGAAGCUACAACACGAAAACUUCAACAAGGGUACCAACAAGCUGAGAACGCUAGAAAGCAAAGGACAACGAAAUUCAUGGAUUUCAAAGAACUUCCCAAACAGAAGCUUGGCCCUAGAAACCCAUAUCUGAAACGCAAGAAUUAUUUCCGGUAUCUCACACAUGGAAGGCACUGA
Corylus avellana is the source of this 1284-nucleotide messenger RNA. The record is from RefSeq and is a predicted model, not a curated record. Lineage: Eukaryota; Viridiplantae; Streptophyta; Magnoliopsida; Fagales; Betulaceae.